Messenger RNA from Acaulospora colombiana, 192 nucleotides. NCBI's taxonomy places the organism in Eukaryota, Fungi, Glomeromycota, Glomeromycetes, Diversisporales, Acaulosporaceae. The record is from the annotation of a GenBank genome assembly.
AUGGCACCUCCAAACAUUGUGAUUCUUGAACCAGGAGAGGCUCUGAAUAAAAAUAAAUAUGUUUAUCAAACUGUUAACAUGUUUUUAGAAGAUUUUGGAUACAUGAAAAAUGGUAUCUUAAAUCUAGUGUGUGAUAAAGCAAUCUAUCAUCACAUAAAAGAUUACAAGAAUGAUGAACAGAUGGCUUUUUGA